AUGACAUAUCCCGCAAUUGGAGAGUACAAAAAAGGUAGCCGUUCCCAGAUUACCCGGCGCAGCGAGGAAGAGCGAAUCAGGCAGAAACAAGCUGCUCUACGCGGCACAGAUGCUCAGAAGCCUGCUUAUCCUGGCGCCGUCACUGCCGAAGAGGGCGGUUCUGGUUUGAUCAAGGGUCUCAAGAAGAUCAAGACCCCGGAGCCCGAGAAGCCUUACGACCCAGAACCUGGUGUACGCAACAGGGGACAGAACCGGAUACGGCCUGCACGGCGACUUCGUUAA
Molecule: messenger RNA, 282 nt
Organism: Aspergillus mulundensis
Lineage: Eukaryota; Fungi; Ascomycota; Eurotiomycetes; Eurotiales; Aspergillaceae
Exons: 2
Coding region: 1-282 (93 amino acids)
Source: RefSeq, a predicted model, not a curated record